ACUUGUGAGUGUUCGAACGUUUCGUUAGAAGACAAACUGCGUUUAAAUUAAAAUAAAUCUCUAUUUUAAAAAAAAAUCAAAAGUUGCUGUUGUGUAUUCUAAAUUUAUAUUUCGCCACUUUUUUCAUCAGUAAAUAAAUAUUCAUAUUUACUAAAAAAAAAUUAAAUUUUGCAAAAAAAAUAUUUUAAAUAUUUAAAAAAAAAAUCUCAGACAAAAUGACAAAAUACUUUACUGCAAUCACUAUCAUUGGUAUCACCAUUUUGAUCAAUCAAGCAAGUGCCCUCAAGUGUUGGCGUUGCACAUCAGAUGCCACUGGAGCUGCCUUUUGCAACGAUCCCUUCGAAACGGAUCUCAUAAGUGAGCAACAAAGACGCUGGAGCUACGUCGACUGCAGUUUCCCGCCACAAGCCCAACUCCCGUACGGAUCGUCGUCCAACAUGCGUCCCGUUUGCAAGAAAAUGAAGCAAGUUGUGCAAGACAAACUCGUUGUGUCACGUGCCUGCUCAUGGGAAGACGUAAAUGCACCAACGGAUGCCUGUCUGCGACAAAAUACACCAUCCUACAUCAAGACGGAGUUCUGCGAAACAUGCACCGAAGAUGGAUGCAAUGGCGCUAGUCAAUACGGACCAACUUUAUUAUUAUUAAUCAUUCCAGCAAUUAUCGCCAAGUUACUGACGUUGUAAGAAAAAGGAAUUAAAUUCAGUAAAGUCGUUGUCGUCGUUGUCGCGCGUUGCAAAAAAAAAACAAAUUUAAUUGUCUUACAUGUAAAAUUUUUAUUAAGUGUCUUAAAGAAAAAAAAAACAAAUCAAACGAGUAGAUUUUAAAUGUUGUUAACGAACAAAGAGGGGGGCAAAAAAAAUAUUUAUUAAUUUUAAAAAUUACGUCAAAAUUCGGGCUUAAAUCACAUUUCAAUCAAGCAAAUUGAUGACUAAUACUUAUAUCUAACCGCACCUACUUCAAGGUUCUCAUGCAAAUCAAGAGCACAUCUUAUAAAAAAAAACACACAAAAAAGUUAUCGUAGAGUAGAGACACAAAUUUACGUGCAAGCUCCUUCUUUGUUUAGAAUUUCUGUCUUUUGUAAGAAAAAAAAAACAAAAAGUUGUUUAAAAUUAGGCGCAAUAAUAAAGUCAUAUCAAAUUAAUUAAAUCGUACAAAAGAGUAAAAUGUCUUUUUUUGUCGUUGAAUUUUUUUUUAUCCGAAUCUCUCUAAAGGUUUUUAUUUAGUUUAUUAUUACUGUAAUUUUUAUUACGAAUAAGCACUUGUGCCUUAAAAGUAUACAAUUAUAUUUGUUGUAAAUAUAUUUUGAAACACUAACGA
Molecule: messenger RNA, 1317 nt
Organism: Culicoides brevitarsis
Lineage: Eukaryota; Metazoa; Arthropoda; Insecta; Diptera; Ceratopogonidae
Exons: 3
Coding region: 216-683 (155 amino acids)
Biological process (GO): sleep; positive regulation of voltage-gated potassium channel activity; regulation of synaptic transmission, cholinergic
Source: RefSeq, a predicted model, not a curated record